AUGAAACCACCGAAGGCAUCCCAGCAUUUUAGAAGCAUUCGGAGAAACGCCAACCAGCACUACUUCUAUCAGGAGUCCCUGCUGCUCAGCAACUUGGAGGACAGCUUUUCUGCCGAUGAAACGGGGGACAGCCAUGAUCCAGAACAAAUCUUCCAGAACAUACAGUUCCAGAAAGAUCUCAUGGCAAACAUUCGCUGUCGACCCUGGACCAUGGGGCAGAAGCUGAGGGCGCUGAGGCGAGCAAAGGACAUUGUGCUGAAGUUUGAAGGGCGGUUGACCAGGACUCGAGGCUACCAAGCGGCCAGUGCAGAGCUGUGGCGGAAGUUUGCUCGUCUGGCCUGUAACUUUGUGGUCAUCUUCAUCCCCUGGGAAAUGAGGAUAAAGAGAAUCGAAAGUCAUUUUGGAUCUGGUGUUGCCUCUUAUUUCAUAUUCUUGAGAUGGUUAUUUGGAAUCAAUAUUGUGCUCAUGAUUAUGACAGGUGCUUUUAUUGUUCUUCCAGAGCUCAUUGCAGGCCAACCAUUUGGAAGCACAGCCAGCAAGACCAUCCCCAAGGAGCAUAUUGCAUCUGCCCAAGAUCUGGACACCGUUUGGUCUCUAGGGGGUUAUCUCCAGUACUCAGUCCUCUUCUAUGGCUACUACGGCAGGGAGAGACGGAUCGGGAGAGCUGGCUACCGGCUGCCCUUGGCCUAUUUCCUGGUGGGGAUGGCGGUGUUUGCUUACAGCUUUAUCAUCCUCUUAAAAAAGAUGGCUAAGAACUCCCGCACGAGCCUCGCCAGCGCUUCCAGUGAAAACUACACGUUCUGCUGGCGGGUGUUCUGCGCUUGGGAUUACCUCAUUGGCAACCCAGAGGCGGCAGAGAGCAAAACCGCAGCCAUCGUGAACAGCAUCAGGGAGGCUAUACUGGAAGAACAGGAAAAGAAGAAAAGCAAAAACCUGGCAGUGACCAUCUGCCUGCGGGUCGUGGCCAACAUCCUGGUGCUUGUCUCACUUGCUGGGAGCAUCUAUCUCAUCUACUUCGUGGUGGACCGGUCUCAGAAGCUGGCACAGUCCAAGAAGGAGCUGACACUCUGGGAGAAGAAUGAGGUGAGUGUGGUGGUCUCCCUUGUCACCAUGCUGGCACCAUCGGCCUUCGACCUUAUCGCCGCCUUGGAGAUGUACCACCCACGAACCACACUGCGCUUCCAGCUGGCAAGGGUUCUUGUACUCUAUCUGGGGAACCUCUACAGUCUGAUCAUCGCCCUCCUGGACAAAGUUAACAGCAUGAGCGUUGAGGAAGCCACUCCCCAAAAUAGCACAAGUCACUGGAUAGAUUCUACCUUUGCCACCAGGGCAGCCCCCGGAGAAGAGAGAUGGUCCACACUUGGGCCUGGAAUAGGGCUCAGGAGAAACAGCACGUGGGCCUUGGAAGAGGCCAACAUUCCAACUUACAUCUCACCUCUCUCAGGAGCCAACAAGACCACAGUCUCCACCCGGAGUCCGCAAGACCAAUGCUGGGAGACCUACGUUGGACAGGAGAUGCUGAAGCUGUCUAUCAUUGACAUGCUCUUCACCGUGGCCAGCAUUCUGCUCAUAGACUUCUUCCGAGGACUUUUCGUUCGGUACUUAAGUGACUACUGGUGCUGGGACCUGGAAAGCAAGUUUCCUGAAUAUGGGGAAUUCAAAAUUGCAGAGAACGUGUUACAUUUAGUCUACAACCAAGGAAUGAUUUGGAUGGGAGCCUUCUUCUCCCCAUGUCUCCCUGCCUUCAAUGUCCUCAAGCUCAUUGGGCUGAUGUACCUGCGCAGCUGGGCUGUGCUGACCUGCAAUGCGCCGCACCAGCAAGUCUUCCGGGCCUCCAGAUCCAACAAUUUCUAUUUGGCAAUGCUCCUGUUUAUGCUCUUCCUAUGCAUGCUGCCAACCAUUUUUGCUAUUGUCCGGUACAAACCAUCUCUAAAUUGUGGACCAUUCAGUGGACAAGAGAAAAUUUAUGACAUCGUAUCAGAAACCAUUGAGAAGGACUUUCCCGUGUGGUUUGGCUCUGUGAUUGGGUACAUCAGUAGCCCUGUGGUCAUCCUGCCAGCCGUACUGCUACUUUUCAUGCUCAUCUAUUACCUGCAGAGCAUCGCAAGAUCCUUAAAACUCAGCAACCACCAGCUCAGAAUGCAGAUCCAAAAUGCAAGUACUGCAAGAUCUGAAGAUAGGAAAAAGGUUGCCCAAAUGGUAGAAGCCCGAAUCCAAACCCAGGAUGAAACCACCAAGAGGUUUCCCAAGGACAGUGAUCUCGGCAGCCAGUUGUCCUCGGCUCACUCGGCGACACCCCAGAACAACGGCACUGUGGUCAAUUUUGACUCAUCAAGCAGCAGGAGUAGUAGGGUGGAGACCGUUGCCCAGCCCACGACUCCGAGCCCCCAGCCAGGGCCUGGCAGCCCCAGCUCCCCUCUUCCUGGCUUCUCCAGGUCUAGGCACUAUUCUACCAGGUAUCCAUGUGGCCCAUGUAUGAGCACAAGUGACCUUCAUAGGAGCAGAUCCUGCACACCUGGGAUGUUUACAAAACACAUUGAAGAUGUUCACUCAGAACCUCUUUUCCGAAAAGAUCUUCAGCCAAUCAACCAUGGGUCAGGGGUCUCAGCCUUGGUGCCACAUAGUCCUCGGUCCCAUGCCCCCAGAUACUAUCUCAUUAAUGAACGUGACUCUCAGCAAAAGAAACAUUCAACUUUCUGGCCAGAAAGACAUUUCAAGAUAGACACCAAGAUAGACACCUCCGGGGACACUGCAGAUAUGUACCACAGGAACAUGAGACGGUGUGCACCCCUGGCCUCUCCACAGCUCAGUGAAGAAGAGGAGGAGGUUCCGAGGAGACAGGUGAGCAGACGGGCCUUCCACCCUCGCUCCUUGACCGACCUCCACGGGGUGCAUCAUUUUUAUGUUGGCGAAAGUUCAGGAAGUCAGGCCCUGACUCCUGAGCUCCAGAGACCAACACAUUACACAUCUUGGAAUGAUGGCUUUGGGGGUCAACUUGACAGGUCAAUGUACAUGCACAAAAAAGCACGCUCCCAGAAUUUCCAAUACCCCCAGCACCCUCUGAAGCCCAGGGCUAAGGCCAAGUUUGAACCAUCCAUCACAGAAUCUGACUUCAUGUCAGCGGCAUCCAGCAGGGACCAGCAGAACAGUGGCACCAACCAGUACUUCCAGGUCACCCACAGCCAGCCCAAGUGCCCAAGAUCUGCGGGCCAGUUUGGCCGGAGGAAGGCAAUAUCGAGGCAGGAGUUGACUGCAGGUCUGAAUGACCUGAUUUGUUCAAACGUCUAG
Rangifer tarandus platyrhynchus (Svalbard reindeer) is the source of this 3288-nucleotide messenger RNA. The record is from the annotation of a GenBank genome assembly. NCBI's taxonomy places the organism in Eukaryota, Metazoa, Chordata, Mammalia, Artiodactyla, Cervidae.